CUUACACGUUGAACAAUGGUCAUCAACUCCACAACGAACACAAACUCAACACGACCGAAUUUCAUCACAGGCAUUCCGCUUUUUCGCGGCACCGUUUCCCCCUUCGAUCGUUCGCUCAUCAAGCAAUACCUUUUCCAGACAGAGGCGGAAUCAAAGCAGAUUUCUGCUGAGAUUAAGAGGUUCAGAAAUAUUAUCACGAUUCUGGAAAUUCGAAAUGAUGAGGUAGAGCAGAAGCUAGAGGCGUGCAAGUCUUUGUUGGCCCCCAUUCAUAUGAUUCCCCCCGAGAUCAUGGUGGAGAUAUUCAAGCUCGUCUGCAAAAUGAAUAGCCUUUAUCAUGGAAGUGAAGAUGAAUAUGGCUUUCACUCGAUCCCCCCCGCCCUGACGCUCUCGAUGGUCUGCGGUCGCUGGAGGGAGUUGGCUGUUACUUCCCCUUCGUUGUGGUCAUCGAUAGAAAUAUAUAACGAUGGCCUUCAAGCAACUGGAUCCAGUGAAAAAAUGUAUCGUGCAGCCAAGCUUUUCUUAGAGCGGUCCGCCGAACAUCCAUUAGACCUAUGUUUGGGUUCACGAGGUGGUCGUGAGCAUGAUAUAUUCGAUCUUUUUGUUCGGCAAGCAAGUCGUUGGCGCAGCAUUCAGCUCUGCUUUUCACCUCGAGCUGGCUAUUUGCCUGGACCUCUAUAUGGACCUGCUUUCGCACCAAUUCGGGGACACCUGCCGAUGUUGACUCACCUGAAACUUGUAGGGACCCUUCGUUCCGACGACGCCGUCUUCCUCAAUCUCUUCGAACUGGCUCCUCUCUUACGUCAUAUUUCCCUCACUUCCGAUUUCAUUACACCAAAUCUUUGUUUACCAUGGCAACAAAUCAGGUUUAUAGACCUCGACGACUGUGAGGUCGGCCGCAUGUUGCAGCAUCUGAAGUCCUUUCAGAACGUGGAGGAGGUAAAGUUCGUUUGUUCAUACCCUUACAGUGACAAUUCCCAUUUCGAAACUCUGCUCCUCAAUCUUACUUCGUUGUCUUUGAUGACGACUCAAGCAUCUCAUAUGGCCGAUGUUCUCCGCCAAUGUAAAUGUCCGAACCUGACGUGUUUGGAAAUACGCAACGAUGGAUCAGAGGAUUGGGAGUCACCUUGGGAACUCUCUUCCGUCGAGAGUAUCUUGCUUCAACCCACAUGCUCCCUAACGAGUCUUCAUCUCGAAGGUGUUCCGUUCACCGACCGUGACUUGAUAUCCCUUCUUCAGCGCCUACCUAGCCUUCUAACUCUCCACGUUCAGGAAAAUUAUUUCUAUACUUAUGAGAUGGAUGAACAGGAUAGGCCUACAAACAUGAUUGCCACAUCUACGUUUCUCCAUCGCCUCUCUUUCCCUCAUCAACACAUGAUAGAGCCACCAUCUGAUUCUGCAUUAUAUCUCCCCAAUCUCCAGGAUCUUACCCUUGUAGUUCAUCCCUCAAAACUGGAUCAACAAGCUCUGGUCAAAGCUGUAGUGAGCCGAUGCCCUGACUCCCGGAAUAGGACAUUUGCAAAGGUCCACGGUGAUUCUCGCUCUUACUUGCGCUCGGUGGCGGUGACUGUCAUGAACGCACGCAAGACUGAAUCUUUCAAUAUUCUCGAAGUUCUCGAAUGCUUCGUGGAAGUCGGUUUGAAAAUUUCGAUAGAAAUUAAAUACGGAGAGAAUGGAGACUCAGAGGAGGACUCGGAAGAAGACUCAGAAGAAGAUGACGACGAGCAGUAAGAGUGGAAUGAGCAUUGGACCAUCCUAGAUCUAUCUUCGGGAUCUAAAUGUGGGGCCCAAAACCGACUUUGAUGGCCUACGUUUAUGGCGGGAACGUGAAAAAUGAGAUCAAAAUGAGAUUGUUUGAAGUGUGGCGUUGUCAUUUACUAUCACUGUGUAGGUGUUUUCAAAUUUUUAGAGAUGCACUUCGGACUUGUAUUUUCUAUGGAUAUAUCUUCUUCGGCUUAAGGAUAUCAGACUCUCAGUAUCUCUACUAGCUAAAUCUGAAAUUUGGAGUGUUUUUAUUGAGUGGACG
This is a messenger RNA of Marasmius oreades (fairy-ring Marasmius), 2023 nucleotides long. RefSeq lists its product as uncharacterized. NCBI's taxonomy places the organism in Eukaryota, Fungi, Basidiomycota, Agaricomycetes, Agaricales, Marasmiaceae. The coding region runs from base 16 to 1728 and encodes 570 amino acids. The record is from RefSeq and is a predicted model, not a curated record. The transcript is spliced from 2 exons.